AUGGUCGUCUCGUCUAUCCUGUUAUUGUUCGUACUGACUGCUGGAAACAAACAACUCUUGUGCAAUGGACUAAUUGCACCAGACCAAGUUCCUCACAGUUUGCGCCAAUCCAUUGCAAGCAAGCAAGCCUCACUGCCCCUUCAUGUCUUUGGGUCACCGAUAUCUGAAAACGACAAGAAUGACAUUGUUCCAGAUUUCGAUUCCGAAGAAAUCUUUGUGAUUACGUUCCCACCGAUAACGAUAGCUGCAGCAUUUCUAACGUAUGAUGAUGUAGCAAAGUUGUUUGAUGACUUUGUUGUGAAGGCAUCUGGAAGGACAUUUGAAUUCGUCGAUGGUGGAGCGGAACUAGACAGCUUACUCAAGCCUGCGUUGACAGGUCCAAUUAGUGGGCUCGUUUCAAUCCUUUUCAGCACGAUUGUAGCCACUACCAUUGGAAAGUUGUUUGAUAGAUACGAGGCAAUGACAAUGGAAGUUGCGAAUAUCCUAGACGAUCUUCAACUCUUGUCACUACACACCAACUUCUUUCCUUCCAAGUACAAGAAGUCCAUGAGAAAACUAAUCAGGAAAUUCACGGCAAAUUUCAAAUCAGCAUGCCUCGACCCUUCAACGUCUGCAGAGUUGAGGCAACAGCUAAACGACGAAAAUCAGAUUAUUCUAGGAGACAUGAUGAUCCAGCUGCAUGAAUUCAACCAAGAUGGAGAAGUUGAAAAGAAUGAUAAGGCAAUGGACGAGGCAUACGAGCGUUUAAAUGAAGUCAUCAAACGUCGAACGAAUUUGGAGAACUUAUACGAAGCAUGCUUUCCCGUUUGGCACUAUGGAAGUAUUUGUAUACUUGGACUGGGCAUUUGUUUGAUCUUUUUGAUCCUUACAGACAAACCGGCACUUUUAAUGUUGGGCGAUUUCCAGUUGCGAUUAUGCUGGUCGAUUCUUCUAGGCAGUUUUUCCAUGCUGACGGUAACGAUCGUUGAUCUUAUAACUCCACUGCAAGGAGGAUAUAAGAUUCGGAUGGAACCCCACCUCAUAGACGAGAAACAAGGUUAUUUGGAUGACGACGAAUAA
Messenger RNA from Cylindrotheca closterium, 1059 nucleotides. NCBI's taxonomy places the organism in Eukaryota, Bacillariophyta, Bacillariophyceae, Bacillariales, Bacillariaceae. The record is from the annotation of a GenBank genome assembly.